Messenger RNA from Paramuricea clavata, 2918 nucleotides. Lineage: Eukaryota; Metazoa; Cnidaria; Anthozoa; Malacalcyonacea; Plexauridae. The record is from the annotation of a GenBank genome assembly.
AUGUUCAAGAUAAACGGUGCUUUUCAGCGUGCAAAACGUCGAGUUAAUGCGAACAUCCAGGCUUUUAAAGAAAUGAAGAAGGAAGUGGAAGAAAGUGUGGAAUUGAAGGGUGAAGCUGGAAGAAGAAAGAAGUACAAACUUCUUCAGAAGAUGAAACUCAAAAAGCUUCGUCAUGUCUUUGAAGGUAGGGGGAGAAUGCUAAAAUGCAAAGAAUUUCCUGAUUUGGCAGCAGUCAUGGAAUACGCAUUCGGUGAAUCUGAUCAUAUUGAAAGAGGUGGUGGUGGUUUGGAAAGUCACCCUAGAUUGACUGAUACUGUUCUAUAUCGUGCAGCGGACAGUAACACAAUCAUGAAAGAUGCAAGGGAGACUGUGUUAGCUUUAGCACCGAAUGAAUUUGACAUAAGCCUUUCUUCGUGCUUUAAUUAUACACAAAAUUACAAAGAAGGCACUUACCAAGCGACACGUCAUCACUCUGGUAGAGGAAUAAAUGCAUGCAUUUCCCUCCAUAAACCUCCUCGCAUCGGUGUCGAGAAAUUUGUUGUUAACCUUCGAUGGUCGUCUCAGAAUGUAAAUAUUUCCAUGGAUUUUGCACACUUACACUCGGACAACGUCAUGAUUGAUUCUAAAGAUGCAAAAGCCAAACAAAGUCCAGGCAGAUGUUUCACCCGUACAGAAACCUGGGAAAACCUGGAAAAAAAUUGCUCUUCCCGAUCAUGAUUGGAGUGCAGCAGCCCAUAACUCUGUUACUCCAAUGACACAUUUAUUCAUGGAGACGGAAAUGAACCUUGACGAUUCAACUGACGCAGAGCAGCAUUACAAGAACUGGUACAGCAGCAAUAUUAAUAAAUUUAUCACACUUCGAACCAGAAACUGUUCAGAGAGCUUUUAACGAAAUAUUUUUACUUUUGGCAAAUCCUGCAUUGGAUCAAUAUUUCCGUAAUCCUGAAACGGGAAAAUUAAAGGAACAUUUUAUUUUCGUGGUCGAUAAUGGUCCAUCUGAAGCACCUUCACACCCUAUGGUAAAAAUGUGGUUGGCCCGUAUGCUCUUGGUCCUGCAGCUAAAGUCGAUUACCCAGAAGUCGUUUGCAGAAUACCACAGCAAACGAAAUCCAGUGGAGCGAGUUCACUCUGUGGAGAACCGUGCCUUAUCCAAUGAAGUUUUUACAAGUACGGGUGUGCAUAAAGAAUACGAAAAAGGUGAUCAGCAGCACCUAGAAAAUAUGGAAUUUAUGGUGGGAGAAGUUGUAAAGUGUUUAAAGAAGGCACAAUAUGGUGGGAAGCCAAUAUCAAGUCAGCGUGGUAUUGGCAAUGAAGAUAAUUUUGUUUUCGAUGACGAAAUUAAACUUUUAAACUUUCUGAGUCGCAGUGAGAAACUAAAGAACGAGAACAACGAACACUAUUCACCUAAGAAGAACAAUCUUUGGCAGGAAGUAGCGUUAAUCUGGAAUUUAAAUGUGGAUUUCAUUGGAUGCUACCGAGAAGACUACCAAAGACUCGAAAAUACAUUUGAUGAAGAGGGAGAGCAAACUUGCUGGGCAAGCAAAUAUGCAACAAUCAUUGCAAACCCAGAUAUUUUAGACGAGUACAAAGAACUUUUGGUCGCUCAACCAAUACCUGACUACGUGAGGUGGUAUAACACUGGAGGGGAACUUCAUUAUAUUCCAUUGGAAAAACUACUUGAUUUAAAUACUAACGUCAUUGAUUCUACACCAGCUGCAUUUCUCCCCUCAAACAUUUUGGACAUAUGUUUUAAAAUAUUUAAACACGACGUUGAAAGCAUUAUACCUAGCAUUGCAUUGCUCAGUUGGUGUACAGAAGAUGAAGUAAAAUAACACUUUGCUGAUUUUUCAUACAAACUGGACAAAUCGUUUGAAAAUGAUAAAGAACGGGAAUAUUGGAGGCAUCAAGACCUUUAUAAGACUAAAGACAAAGCAGCAUUAAAACGUCAAUGUAAAGAAUGCAAAAUAUCAUCCGAUGGCAAGAAACAUGAAAUUGUGAGAUGACUAGUCGAAACACUGAAGCUUCCUUUACCUCCUGCACUGACGAAAUAUAAUGGAAAUAUCGACUCGCUUCCAACAACUAUCACCGAGUUAUCCCAAAUGCCUAUCUUUAAACUGAGGGAAAUUCUUCAUUACCACAAUGUUAUCGAUUGCGGCACAAAAGACGAGCUAGCCAUAAGAGUUAGCAUGGCAGUUAAAUUUUUGCUAUAAAAAAUAUUAUAACAGCAACCAGAACAUUAACGCAGUGACAGAAGAGAAAGUACUUACUUGACCCCAAAAUAAUCUCAAAACAACGAAAGUUUAGCACGCCUUCAAGUCAGACGAUUAGCACCUCACGACCUAGGGAUAGUGCCUCUGUCUUUAGCAAGAAGAAAAAGGCAUUAAUUUCUAUACCAGUUGGUACAAGUCUAGCUAGAAACUCUAGAUGAUAUUUUCAAACCUCUUGACCGCGAGAUUUUAUUGUACUCUGUCAAUUUUUCCGAGGAUUGGGUGAAACAGAAGAGAAAAUUCUUUGGUCAAAACCAGGAAGCAAUACGAUCUGUUGGUGCAAACGUGCUUGCUAUGUGGAGUAAAGAUGAGAUCGGCAGUACCGGUUGGAAAAGUGGUAAGGAUAUGUCAUUCUCAAUAUUUUUAUAUCUCUCAUGCAUCCACAUACAUUAAAGAUAUAUUGCAUUCUUCCGUUUACGGGGUGGUACAGAGCAAAGGUACUGACCUAUGACAGUGCCACAGAUACUGUUGAGGUGGAGUUCGACGUUGAGGAAGGUGCACACUACCAGUAUGUUGUGAAAGACGAGGUGAAAGCCAGGAGAUUAAAACUCGCUAAAGAUACGCAAAAGAAAGUCGACGAUUACGAAAAUAUUUUCCAGAUCGGGGCAGUGAUUCGCUGGUCAGCUGAUGAUGUUGUUGAGGUUGGACCAG